Messenger RNA from Cavenderia fasciculata, 492 nucleotides. RefSeq lists its product as uncharacterized. The coding region runs from base 1 to 492 and encodes 163 amino acids. Lineage: Eukaryota; Evosea; Eumycetozoa; Acytosteliales; Cavenderiaceae. The record is from RefSeq and is a predicted model, not a curated record. The transcript has 2 exons.
AUGAACAAGUUAUCAUUUUCUUUUUAUCUCUUUAUAGCUAUUUUAUUUAUUGCCAACAGUUGUAGUGUUUUGGCUAAUCACGAUGAUAGUUCAGAUUACCCAGAUACCAGUCCAUGUUGUCAUGGUGAUCUAAAUAAUUCAACUGGGGAUUAUUCCUGUGUUGGUUCAACAUAUAGAAUUUUAUCUUUUCUUAUUAUUCUUUUCUAUUAUAAUUCUUUUUUAGCAACCACAUUCUGGAAGAGAGCUAGUUGUGAUGGGGGUAAUUACCUCUCCAAUGCUACCGGAGUUUUUAUUUGCUCUGUAACUUGUGACUAUACAGGAACUUAUGCAGGUGCUAUGAUUAUCGAAGCUGUCAUCAUUCAACUUUCAAUCAUUGCCUUCCUUGUCAUUGUCAUCACUGUUGGUUGCUGCUUUUUCUGUCACAAGAGAAAGAUAGCAAAGAGAAACUCUCAUAUCAAUUCUCAUGAAGAAAAGACCCUUUUACAUUAUUAA